CUCGUCUGUGUGCAUUGACUGACGUGAACCACACGCCUCCCACACACUAAGUGGAGGCGUUGCACGGUCAAAAAGAAGUGUCCACCCAUCCGCCGGCCACCACAUACACCCGCAUACAAACACAAACACUUCCCCCUCCCUCCCUAUCCCUUGAUAACGGCCAGCGGUCUCAGGCGUACGGUCUUCUUGGAUAUGCCCGCCUCAUGGCACGUAGCAACGACACUCUCCACGUCCUUGUACGCAACGUCGGCCUCCUCGGCCGCCAGGCGGGGCUGAGCGAUCCGCACCUCUAUGCCGCUUGACCUGUGAGCAGGCAGGUAGGCACACCAACACACACGCACAUGUGACCCGUGUGUGUGGGGGGCAUGCUGCACACGUGCCUGAGGCGGUUGAGCACACAGUUGGAGUCGUUCUCUCGCAACGCCUGGGAGCGGCUCAACGCACGACCUGUCCACACACACAGAGGUUCGUGUGGCUCACACAACUUGGGUUUGAGGCAUCGCUCCCUGUGUCCCUGGCUGCCUGGGUACCUGCGCCAUGGCAGGUGGAUCCGAAUGUCUCCUCCAUGGCCUUGUGGGUGCCCGUGAGGACAUAGCUGCAGGUGCCCAUCGAACCACCAAUCAACACAGGCUGGCCGACCCCACGGUACCUGCAUGGCAUUCAUACAAUACGCACACAUACGAAAGACAUAACCAAUCGUUCGUCGAGCGUCCGUGUCACUUUUCGGGUAUUUCUGGGUGGCCAGGGGGGAACGCACGUGUGGCUGCACAGCACGGCACAACCGAAAUGACGGACCGCAGAAUGUAUGUAUGUUUGCUGGUGUUAUAAUUGGUCCUCACCUCCCUUCCGGUGUACGAGGAGUAUCCGCGUCGGGCCGCCCUCCUCAGCGGGUCGGUGCUCCUCAACCUUGGCGAUGUUGUGGGCCACGUCAUACACAACAUACAAACCCAACUCACGCGCAUCGCCGUCAAACACAUCCGUCACGGCCUUGCGCGCCGAGUGAGCCAUCAGGGUCCGGUUCACGAAGGCGUAGUUGGCGGCAGCUGGGGAACGAAGGGAGAUGGAAAAUGUGAGUGGGUGGUGGGUGAGGGUGCUGGUACGGUGUACCUGCCAUUGCCUGGAGGUAGUUCUGUCCCUCAGGUGAUUUGAUGCGGACGGCGGAUAGCUGCCGGUCAGGCACCUUGACGCCGCUCGACUCCAUCACCUGUACGCACACAGUCGCACGUGUGUGUCAGAUACACGCCAGACUCUGCUCUGCGUGUGUGUGAGGCCUGUGUGCGCAGGUACCUGUAGGGCGUCAGUGCAGACCUGGUGUCCGAGUCCCCGUGAGCCCGAGUGGAUCAUGAUGCACACGUUGCCCUUCUCCAGACCCAUUGCCGAUGCCGCAGCCUCGUCGAACACCUCGUCCACCACCUGCACACAGCCAUGCAGCCAUUCAUCAUUGACCAUACACCAUGACGAGCCGCACGCCGUGUGAUUGUCGGUCGGUGCACCUGGACUUCGAUGUAGUGGUUGCCGCUGCCGAGCGUCCCCAUCUGGGGCAUACCGCGCUUGCGCGCACGGCUGCUCACCUACACACACGCAGAGAGACAGAGAGACAGAGAGAGAGGGAGAGAGAGAGAGACUCUGCUGCUGGUUGUGGUUGGGUCGAUCGGAUACUUACCUUGUUGGGGUCUGCGUCUUUGAAGCAUCCCUGUUCUUCGCAGCACUCGAGGUCCUCCAGCCAGCAGUAGCCGCUCUCCAAACACCAACGCAUACCACUCUGGUAGACGGACAACAAUGGUGACAGCAGUGUCGCACAAAAUGGGAUGGAUGUACGUAUGGUCCCGUGCCCUGUUCGCUGCGCACCUUGAGCGCGUUCUUGAGGUCGGCUUCCGUCGCAAUGUAGGCGCCACUUGACCCCACCUGUGUGUGGGCAUAUACGGGUGCACGGUUGCGUGUCUGUCUGUCCGCCAUAUGCUGUGUAUCAUAGUACCCCAGUGGGGAUGGCGUCAUAGAGGGCGGUGGCGAGUUUGCGCAGACGCUUGGGGUCGCCGUUGUGAUACAAAUCACCCUCCUGCCAUCGCACAACACAACACACCACCCAAACACAGCACACGCGUUGCUUGGCCGACAGCCAGAAAUGUCUCGUGAGGACAGGCAGACCUUGAGGUUGCUUCUGAGAAGCCGCACACCACAGUUGAUGUCGAAACCUACCUGCAGAGACAUACACACCGUACCGUCAGAACGUCUCGUGUCACGCGCGUGUUUGCGUGUCCAUGUGUGGUGUGCAGUGGGUGGCUGGGCUGCGUACCCCUCCAGGCGAGACGACUGCGUUUGGGUCAGUCGUGUCCAUGGCCGCCACGCACCCCACAGCAAAGCCAUACCCGCUGUGGAUAUCGGGCUGCACACACACUCACACACACACACACACACAUGGCUGUCUGUGCAUCGAUAUGCCUGCGGUGCAUGUGCAUACCUACCAUGCCCAGUGAUGACCCGACAAUGCCUGUAAGACAUCAGUAAAGAUGGCCGGUCCGUUUGGAUGUGAAGGUGCGGUGCGUGCCGGGUGGUGGGCUGACCGGGAAGGCAUGCGACGUUCGCGACCUGCUUGAGGGCGGGAAGGAAGCUGCCACUCGACUCUACACAGAUCGACGGAUGGACGGAUGGGUGGACGACACGGUGUGUGCGCGUCAGUGAGUGUGUUGGCGUAUGCAUGUGGCUGCGUACUGAGCUCUGCAAUGAUCUGCACGGCCAGGUGUUGGUCCGCGUAGAUGAGACCUUCAACGUUCAUCUCAAACCCGCCCUUGGGCUUCACGAAACACUUGCCUACACACACACAGAAAGGCGCAUGAGUGAGUAAACCGAUCAACCAUUCGUUGAUUGACACACAACACAAACAGGGUCUCGUCACGCACAACACGAACACCCACACCGACUGCAUGAAGUCCAGGCCCCACAACACGGCCACGUGCAGUCACGAGCAGGCAAUCAGUGACUGACCAAUGCGCCACUUGUAUGGUCCAACUGGCGUGAUGUCCUCAGGCAGGUGCUUGAGGCCAGCACCCACCAGCACGAACGACACCAUCUCGCCAAACUCGCCCUCAUACGCCACACCAGCCUCUUGCUCGCCCUUGCUCUGCUGCUCUGCUCUUUCCUGCACCCUCUCCCUGCGCCGCCGCUCCUGCUUCUCCUUCUUCCUGGCCUUCUUGCCCUUCGGCUGGCCCCCAGACGCUGACGCUGCUGCUGCCGCCGGUCCUGCCACUUCUUCAUCAUCAUGCCCGCCCGUCUCCUGAUGCUCCUCUUCCAUCUCGUUCUCAUCCUCGUGCUCAUGCUCUCCCUCAUCGGACGGCUCCCUCUCCUCCGCCGCCAGUGCCUCGAACGGAUUGGUGCUCAU
Molecule: messenger RNA, 3376 nt
Organism: Vitrella brassicaformis
Lineage: Eukaryota; Vitrellaceae
Source: the annotation of a GenBank genome assembly